This is a messenger RNA of Setaria italica (foxtail millet), 747 nucleotides long. Its product is annotated as serpin-Z1-like. The record is from RefSeq and is a predicted model, not a curated record. Lineage: Eukaryota; Viridiplantae; Streptophyta; Magnoliopsida; Poales; Poaceae. Gene Ontology annotation, molecular function: serine-type endopeptidase inhibitor activity. The transcript is spliced from 2 exons. The coding region runs from base 1 to 747 and encodes 248 amino acids.
AUGGCCCUGUUUGGAUACGCGGCAGCCUCCGAUUUCAAAGCCGCCGCGAGGACGGUUGCGUUCGGCGACAACCCCGCGGCGGCCAGAGCCGAGAUCAACGACUGGUUCAGGAGCGAGGCCGGCGGCUUCGUCGACAACCUCCUCACCGAGGGCUCCAUCGACGGCAGCACGGCCGUCGUCCUCGCCAACUCGCUCUACUUCAAUGGCUAUUGGUACAACCCAUUCUUCCCGCGCCUCACCCAAGAUGGUGCCUUCCAUGUCACUCCGGACCACGCGGUGCGCGUGCCUUUCAUGACAGGGAGUCACCAGCGCACCUUCAUGUACAUCGGCUGCCAUCCUGGCUUCAACGUCCUGCGCAUGCCCUACUGCACCGGUGGCGGCGGCGGCGGCGGCGGGAUGUUUGCCAUGUGCAUCUACCUCCCCGACGAACGCGACGGCCUGCCUGGCCUCAUGCGCCAGAUCAGCUCCAACCCGGCCGCGUUACUGCACAAGACGAUCCUGCCGAAGGUGCCUGUCACGGUGGGGGAGCUCAGGAUACCCAAGCUUGAGGUGUCGCUCAAGGUGGAGGCCUCACGACUCCUGCGUGACCUGCCUUUUGACCCUGCCGCCAACUCCUUCUCGUUCAAUGCUGAUGGGUUCUUGCGCCUUCUUGCACAUGUUGGAGCCAGGGGAGAGCUGGAGGAUCCAGAGUAUCUCAAGGACGACACUGUCCUCAUCCCGUCAUCCGGUGUGACAUCACUGUGCUGA